Molecule: messenger RNA, 4187 nt
Organism: Penicillium brasilianum
Lineage: Eukaryota; Fungi; Ascomycota; Eurotiomycetes; Eurotiales; Aspergillaceae
Source: the annotation of a GenBank genome assembly
GACUUGUCCCCCGAAACUAAGUACUCACCGAGAAUACAGUUGAAUGCGAUCAGAGUCCAUAGAAGUGCAGAAGGUUGUGAAAGAACUGCUGUGGCUAUCACUUGGGGAGUUGCUGUCUUCUCUACGACUUCGAAGAAUCUGGUUUUUUGACAGAUUCUCACCCCUGGGGAUGACGUCUGGCCUCUCCUGGAUCGAGAUCUGACACACACUCGUUUACACACUCUUUCUGACUUGCACAUUUCAUAUCUCGUCGCUCGUGCAACCGCUUUCGAAGACCUCUCUCUCCCUCGCUCUGCUCGCAAUGUCUGCGGUAGACUCGCCCAUAACGCCUACCGAUUCCCGGGCUGGGACGAUCCAGCCCGAGUCGACCGUGCCCUCUUCGCCGAUGACCGAGACUACCGAUCAGGACCCGAAAGAUUCCUUAUCCAAGGCGACAGAUGCGGAGACACAUGCAGCUGGAGAGAAAGAGACAGAAGCACGGGAUGGCGAUGCCACAGGGGCGACAGAAGAUGCGGACGAUACGGAAGGCAUGGAUGUUAAGGCAAAGGCCUUGAUGCAUCUUCUCAAGACGAGCUCGGUAUUCGUUGCCAUCAUGUCAGAAAAGAUGAAGAAACAACAGGAAGAGGCCAGACAACGGGCCGCCACCCAGAAACGAGAUGACACCGAUCAAAAGCCCAAGCCAAAGCCCGCCGCGAGUACUCGACGAGAGACUCGGAAUAAAGUCAAAGAGGAACCCACUGCUGAGGAAACUUCUACCGGAAAUGAUCCUGUCGCGAAGCGAAGAGGCCGCUCUCGCAAGAGCGGAGCCAAUGGGAGCACAAUUUCUUGCUACUUUCAAAAAGCCGAUGUCAAAGUCGACGAGGGAAAUCCCACCGUUCAAGAAGCACUUGAGCAGGCAGCGGAGGAUUAUGAGGCCAAUCCGACUGCUCUUGGUGAACAAGAGCUUGUCGCCACCCAGCAGCCAGCUCUGGUAACUGGCGGCAAGAUGCGCACCUACCAAUUGGAGGGUUUGGAGUGGAUGAAGACCCUCUGGAUGAAUGGACUUUGCGGCAUUCUUGCAGAUGAGAUGGGUCUCGGAAAGACCGUUCAGUCUAUUUCAAUGCUUGCUUUCUUGAAGGAGAACAAUGUCUCGGGUCCUUAUCUUAUUGCAGCGCCGCUCAGUACCCUGAGCAAUUGGAUUGACGAGUUCAAGAGAUGGACUCCCGACAUCAAAACUGUUCUUUAUCACGGUACUAAGGAGGAGCGUGCGGCCAUCCGAAAUAAGUAUAUGAAGACGCGUGAUCAGGGAAAGAUGGAUUUCCCAAUCAUCUGUACGUCUUACGACAUUUGCAUCAAUGAUUCCAAGUUCCUUGGACAGUAUCAGUGGAGGUACAUUGUCGUGGAUGAGGGCCAUCGCCUCAAGAACAUGAAUUGCAAGCUCAUCAAAGAAUUAAUGACUUACAACUCUGCUAAUCGAUUGCUCAUUACUGGCACCCCAUUGCAAAACAACAUUUCUGAGCUAUGGUCGCUAUUGCACUUUUUGCUUCCCGAGGUUUUUAAUGAUCUGAAGAGCUUCGAGAGCUGGUUCGACUUCUCAUCUGUCUUGGAUGAUUCGGGCAAGGCAGAAGUCAUCGAGCGCCGAAAGCGCAACUUGGUGACUACCAUGCAUUCCAUCUUGAAGCCGUUCCUUCUGCGGCGUGUCAAGACCGACGUGGAGCACUCUCUGCCGAAGAAGCGAGAGUACAUUCUGUAUGCACCGCUUACUCCUGAACAGAAAGAGCUUUACAGAGAGAUUUUGAGUGGCACUGGACGUCAAUAUCUUGAAGGGAAGGCGUUGGAGCGUUUAACGGCCAAGAGCAAGAGCUCUACUCCUACUCGCUCUCGCAGCCUGAAACGUCGUCGCAGCAGUGAUGCAUCAGAGACGCCCAACAAAAGUCGGCGCACAGCCCGAGACAGUGAACCGGCCAGCGGCACGGCUUCGGCCAGACGGCGCAGAGGUCCUCAGAAUUAUAAAGAUAUCAGCGACCGAGAGUUCAAUUCAAAACUGCGGAAGCUUGAACAAGGAGUCGAGGAGGAAGAAGAGGAGAUAAGUGAGCCCAAUGACACCGAGAUUGAGGAAAUUGAGCGGGCAAACAAUCUCAAACUUGCAAAGAAAGAAAUCAGCCAGAAGAAGAUGAUGAAUCCCAUCAUGCAAGCCCGCCUUGCUUGCAACUCUCCCCACAACUUCUACUGGCCUUGGAUGGACGAAUCCUCAAUGGUGGACGAAACUCUCGUGACUGCAUCCGGCAAGAUGCUUCUCCUUGACCGUCUAGUACCAUAUCUCUUCAAAAAGGGACACAAGAUCCUCAUCUUCUCACAAUUCAAGACACAGCUGGACAUCCUACAAGAUUGGGCUACGCAUUUACGCAAAUGGCCUUGCUGCCGCAUCGACGGCGCAAUCGCCCAGGCCGACCGUCAGGCGCAGAUCAAGGCAUUCAAUACGGACAAGCGUCACAAGAUCUUCUUGCUGAGCACUCGUGCUGGCGGACAAGGCAUUAACCUCGUCGCUGCGGAUACAGUCAUCCUAUUCGACUCUGACUGGAACCCACAACAAGAUCUCCAAGCUCAGGACCGAGCACACCGUAUCGGACAGACCAAGCCCGUGAUCGUGUACAGACUCGCGACGAAGGGUACCGUCGAACAAACUCUUCUUGAGAAAGCAGAUUCCAAGCGCCGCCUUGAGCGUCUCGUCAUCCAGAAGGGCAAAUUCCGAUCUCUCCUCGACACUGGUAGCGCCCAUGACGUCGAAGAACUAAGGAAGGCCCUCGGUGAAGAUGAAUUUGAGCGCUUCGAAACUGGCGCCGAUCCGGCGGCCAUCCUUUCGGAUGCGGAUCUUCAGAUCCUUACGGAUCGGAGCGAGGAGGCUUAUGUCCGUGCCGAAAAGGGUCUCGCACAGAGUGGACCGGCUUUUGUUUCUGUCGAGACUAAGCGUGAUGCUGGCGAGUCUUUGAUGUCCUAAGACUACAUUCAUAUUUUGCGGUUUUCUUUGGUAUGGUCUUCGGCUCAAGCCCGGUGGUCUCUGUUUUAUUCGGGAGCUUUUUACUGUGACUGGGGUCUGUUGCAAAAGGGAUUUGGGCUUUUUUCCAACGGCGUGGGUGGCUUUUUUGGGCUUUUCGCUGAUGUUAUGUCUUUCUCGCUGGAAGUUGCGGCAGUUGAGGGAAUUGCGGCAGUUGGAGGGUUACAUUGUUGUACAAUAGCGGAUUUUAGACUUCUCUAGAGAUGCAUAGCUAAUUCUGUCUUCGCUGACAAUAAGAUAAUUCCAUUAUGCGCCUGGAGCUCCUCGCCAGAACUAUGGCUGUACAUGAAGAUCAACGGUCAAGGGUAAAGAUGUGUAGAAUGAAGCGUGCCAAUAUGAGUGACCAGAAUAUUUCAAUGCUCAGCGUCGAGACCUCUCCUCCUCAAUCUCAUGCCGCAGGUCAGCAAGCACACCUUGCCGCUGAGCAAGGUGAGUCUUCAAACUCUCAACCUGUUCGCCCACGGUCUUCACAUCCUCCCGAGCCCGCUCCAAAUCCUGGCCAUCCUUCGCCCGACCAACACCCUCCCGCAGGUCCCGGAGCUCCCGCUCCUUGUACUCCAACAGCUGAAGCGCCUCCUUCUUGAUCAAGACCCAGUUAGGCCGACCGUCAUUACGCGGCCGAUCCCGUCGAGUCUCGGAUGCUUCGCGGGCAGAUUGCAGCUUAGCCUCCAUCUCAGCAAGCUCGCGGCGUAGUCGGACCUUCUCCCACUCCUCGUCCUGGAUCGUUUCGCUAAAGUCCGUACCCUUGGGUUGAUACGAGCCUUUGCCGCCAACGCCCAACCGGCUCAGAUAGGUAUCGCCGAACUUGGCCUUACGGCCGGUCCUUGUCUCCUGGCUGCCGUCGGCACCCCAGCGCUGUGCGGGACGGUCAUUAUUAUCGAUUUGGUAGUCGAUCUGGUUGCUCUCGAAGGAUGAUCGCAGGGAGGCCGGGAUCGUGCGCGGGAUGCGGAAGCCCUCGUGGCGGUAGUUGAGGAUGUGGAGGAAUGCGAGGGUGGCAUCUUUAUUGAUGGCUUGGGAUGCGGAGGGGUUGACGAGGUUCCAUGCAGAGCGGAUGUCAGUGUCUGGGACAUCGAGGGAUUCGUAGAGUGGUUGUAGGGAUUCAACUGGACAGUCUUUGGUUAGCGGUUCGGUCCGAAAGGGCGCAAGUCUUGCA